AUGGCUAAGAAACAAUCUACUGCCAAGCAAGCUUCUUCUAAGCAAAACGAUAUAAAAGCUCCACAAAAGCAAGCUCCUGCUGAGCAAGUAGAGGAGGAUUUGCAAUUACCUUCGUCUUCGGAAGAGGAAGAGGAAGAGGAAGAGGAAGAGGAGCAAGAUGAAGUAGAGGAAGUCUAUGGUUUGUCAAGUGAUGAAGAAGACGACGAGGAAGAUGUGGACGAAGAGAUUUCUGAGACAGAAGAGACGAUAGGGUCAGUACAACCCAACUCAUCAGGCCACAGAGUGAACAAAGUGAUAUCUAAAACGUCGGCCACUGACCCACAUACCAAAGCCAAAGUUAACAAGACUGGUGUCAUAUACAUUGGUAGACUUCCCAAAGAAUUUCAAGAACCAGAAUUGAAAAAGUACUUUAAACAAUUUGGUCCAAUUAAGCAGUUGAUAUUGCCACGUAAUAAACUGUCGGGUAAACCAAAGCAUUUUGCUUACAUUGAAUUUGAAAGUGUUGAAGUUGCAAAGAUAGCUGCUGAAACAAUGAACAAUUACUUGUUGUUUGGUCACUUACUCAAGUGUGAAUAUGUUGAGAAUCCUCACAAGGACGUAUUCAAGAAUGCCGAUCGUAAAUUCAAGGUUAUACCAGUUCACAAAAUUGUCAAGGAUAAACAUGACAAAGCAAAGACCAAGGAGGAAUGGGAGAUCAUAGUACAGAAGUUUGAAGAAUCAAAGAGGAAAAAAGUUGAAGAAUUGAAGAGUAAAGGUAUUGAUUAUGAUUUGAGCGCAUUAUUGAGUGAAGCGUAG
Messenger RNA from Lodderomyces theae, 795 nucleotides. It is a transcript of the gene NOP15, whose product is annotated as rRNA-binding ribosome biosynthesis protein. Gene Ontology annotation, biological process: maturation of LSU-rRNA from tricistronic rRNA transcript (SSU-rRNA, 5.8S rRNA, LSU-rRNA). The record is from RefSeq and is a predicted model, not a curated record. Gene Ontology annotation, cellular component: nucleolus. The transcript has a single exon. Lineage: Eukaryota; Fungi; Ascomycota; Pichiomycetes; Serinales; Debaryomycetaceae. Bases 1 to 795 code for a protein of 264 amino acids. Gene Ontology annotation, molecular function: RNA binding.